GGGGCUGGGCGAUGUGAUGGUGUGGGGGUGACAGGACGUGGCGGCACAGCGGCACGGUGCUGGGGGACACGAUGGCACAAGUAUGAGGGACAUGGGGACGUGGUGACACAGGGCUGGGGGACAUGGGGACACGGUGACACAGGGGCAGGUGGAUGUGAUGUGGGGGAGUGAUGGGACAUGGGGAUGGGGUGGCACAGGGACAGGGUGGCACGGGGCUGAGGGACACGGGGACAAGGUGGCACGCCGCCGGGGGAACGUGGUGAUGCAGGGGUUAGGGGACAUGGGGACAUGGAGGCACAGGGGUGGGGGACAUGAUGAGGUGGGGACACCAGGACCCAGCGGCAGGACAGCGCCGGGGCUGUGGGGCACAGGGGCUCUGGGACAUGGGGGGAGCGUGGUGGCACGGGGGAGGUGACAGAGCAAGGCUGGGACCUCGGUGUCCCUCUGGAGAGGUGCCCACGGCGAGGAGGGUGACAGGGCCACCCCCCCGUUGGAGUCCCCCAGCAGUGCCCUCCCUGUGGUGUCCCCAGUUCUCGGCGCUGGCCCUGAAGUUGGGGCUCCUCUGCUACGGGGGACAGCUGGUGGCCUUGGGGACCAUCAGCACCGGGGACCUCGUCACCUUCCUCAUCUACCAGAUGCAGUUCACCGAGGCCGUGGAGGUCCUGCUGCGCUACUACCCCAACAUGACCAAGGCUGUGGGCUCCUCCGAGAAGAUCUUUGAGUUCCUGGACCAGGAGGAGCAGGUGACACCUGCGGGGACACUGGCACCCGAUGUCGUGCGGGGCCACCUCCAGCUGGAGGACGUCUGGUUCUCCUACCCCGAGCACCAAGAGCCCGUCCUGAAGGGCGUGUCCCUGGAGCUGCGCCCCGGGGAGGUGCUGGCGGUGGUGGCCCCCCCGGGGGCGGGGAAGAGCACCCUGGUGUCCCUGGUGCUGCGCCUGCGCCCGCCGGGGGCCGGGCGGGUGCUGCUGGACGGUCACCCCCUCCCUGCCUACCAGCACCGGAACCUGCGCUGCCAGGUGGCCGCCGUCCCCCAGGAGCCGGUGCUCUUCUCCCGCUCGCUCCACGCCAACAUCGCCUACGGGCCGGGGACCUGGAGCCGGGCGCAGGUGACGGUGGCAGCUCGCCGAGCGGGUGCGCACGCCUUUGUCACCCGCCUGCCCCAGGGCUAUGACACAGAGGUGGGCGAGCUGGGGGUGCAGCUCUCCGGGGGACAGCGGCAGGCGGUGGCCAUCGCUCGUGCCCUGGUGAGGGACCCCCGUGUCCUCGUCCUCGAUGAGCCCACCAGUGCCCUGGACACCGACAGCCAGCUGCAGGUGGAGCAGGAGAUCUUCGGAGCCAGCGCGGCCGGGCGUGCGGUGCUGCUGGUGACCAGGGAGGUGGCCCUCGCCACGCGGGCGCAGAGGGUGGCCGUGCUGGAGGGGGGGCGACUGCACGAGCUGGAGUCCCCUGGGGAGCUCCUGCGCCCCGGCAGCCGCUACUGGCACCUGCUGCAGGGCGGGGGACAACGGGGGACAGCGGGGAACGAGGGGGAGGGACAGCAGGACACCGAGGGAUGGGGACAGUGAGAACACACAUGGGGACACUGUGACAUGGGAUGUGGCCACCAGGCUCAGCGUUGGGGACACUGGAAGCUGCGUCGGGGACACGAGGAGCAGGGGUGGGGACAGCGAGAGCAGGUGUGGGGACAGGAAAAGCUGUGACAAAGGCCUGUGAGAGCUGUGAGGGGGGAGCCCUGUCCCUGCCGGGGGACGGUGACAUCGGGUGACACCGGGAGCCAGCAGGUGCCUGCGGGGGUGGUGACCGACAGGGCUGGCCACAGGACACAGAGUUUGAAAUAAAUCCGUCUGUUUGUA
Molecule: messenger RNA, 1856 nt
Organism: Athene cunicularia (burrowing owl)
Lineage: Eukaryota; Metazoa; Chordata; Aves; Strigiformes; Strigidae
Product: antigen peptide transporter 1-like
Exons: 6
Coding region: 312-1568 (418 amino acids)
Biological process (GO): transmembrane transport
Cellular component (GO): membrane
Molecular function (GO): ATP hydrolysis activity; ATP binding; ABC-type transporter activity
Source: RefSeq, a predicted model, not a curated record